Mangifera indica (mango) is the source of this 1248-nucleotide messenger RNA. RefSeq names its product protein LIGHT-DEPENDENT SHORT HYPOCOTYLS 1-like. The transcript is spliced from 2 exons. Bases 472 to 1068 code for a protein of 198 amino acids. NCBI's taxonomy places the organism in Eukaryota, Viridiplantae, Streptophyta, Magnoliopsida, Sapindales, Anacardiaceae. Gene Ontology annotation, biological process: mRNA transcription; response to light stimulus. The record is from RefSeq and is a predicted model, not a curated record. Gene Ontology annotation, cellular component: nucleus.
UUCCCUCUCUCUCUCUCUUUCACUCUCUCUCUCUCUCUCUCUCUCUCUCUUUUUCUUGCACUUUAUCUACCAGUAGUUAAACUUGAGUUCCUGUAAAGAGAAUCUGAUGGCUCUGAUUUCUUGUCAUCAUCUUUUUCCUACCGCAAGCUAGUAUAUUACUGUAAGCAUCCCCCCAUUUAAUCUACCUCUCAAAAUUUCUCCCUUUUCUUCAAUACAUGAGGAUUUAAACUAGUGCUCAUUAUUUCAUCAACAUCAGCUUCAAGCUCACUAAUUAAUUAGUAGCAUAACACCUUCCACUAAUUUCUCCGUACACCUCCAUUGUCAACUCUCUAUGGUUCUUUAUACCAUCACGAGAAGCCAAACAUUAGAGGAAAAAAAACCCUGAAAGAGGGCCAGGAGGAACCCUAACUUUGUAAUAUUAUCAACAAGUCUCAACUUAUUCAAGAUCUGAACAAGAGAAGUACAUUUUCCAUGGAUUUAGUUUCACUACUACCACACGCUGCGGGCUACUCAAGCCCUACUCAUGCAAGCCCAGUCGCCAACACCACCAUCGCAUCAAACACUCCAAAUAGCGGAAGCUCUCCAUCGCCAUCAAAUUCCACAACUCCUACAACUCCAAGCCGCUAUGAGAACCAAAAACGCCGAGACUGGAACACUUUCUGCCAGUAUCUCCGCAACCACAGGCCCCCUCUUUCUCUGCCCAUGUGUAGUGGUGCCCAUGUCCUUGAAUUCCUUCGCUACUUGGACCAAUUUGGGAAGACCAAAGUCCACAACCAGACUUGUCCCUUCUUUGGACUCCCGAACCCGCCUGCCCCGUGUCCAUGCCCCCUCCGCCAGGCGUGGGGGAGCCUCGAUGCACUGAUUGGGCGGCUCAGAGCAGCCUUUGAGGAGCACGGAGGGAGACCUGAGGCGAACCCAUUUGGUGCAAGAGCUGUGAGGAUUUUUCUGAGGGAGGUUCGUGAUUUUCAGGCCAAAGCGAGAGGUGUUAGCUAUGAGAAGAAGCGAAAGAGGCCGAAACAUAAGGUAACAGUUACACCACCACCACCCGAUUCUGGUCCAAUUGGGUGAAAAAUAAUAAAAUGAAUAACGUUAACACUACUUUGCUUUCCAGGUAAUAUAUAUAUAUAUCUAUAGGGGUGGUUUCUUUCUUUUUACUUAUUUUGUGAUGUUUUCGCAAGUUUCAUUUUAGGUGUCCUGAAUGUACUUUGAUUUCCUAUAUAUUAUGAAUAAUGUUUUGCUUUUUGGGUA